CGGCUCCUACCCUUUCAUCCUGGAAGGGCCCAGAAAAAUGGCCCUGGCCCUGUGGGUCUUCGCUCUGCUGGGCUCAGCCUGCUUGGUGUCAGCCAACAUCUUUGAGUACCAGGUGGACGCCCAGCCUCUCCGCCCGUGUGAGCUGCAGAGGGAAAGGGCCUUUCUGAAGCGAGCAGACUACGUUCCCCAGUGCGCAGAGGAUGGCAGCUUCCAGACCGUCCAGUGCAAGAAGGAUGGUGGCUCCUGCUGGUGUGUGGACGCUGACGGCAGGGAAGUGCCCGGCAGCCGGCAGCCAGGGCGGCCUGUGGCCUGUCUGUCGUUCUGCCAGCUGCAGAAGCAGCAGAUCUUGCUGAGCAGCUACAUCAACAGCACCGCCACAUCCUACCUGCCGCAGUGUCAGGAUUCGGGGGCGUACGCGCCGGUGCAGUGCGACGUGCGGCGGGAGCAGUGCUGGUGUGUGGACGCCGAGGGCAUGGAGGUGUACGGGACCCGGCGGCUGGGGAGACCCGCGCGAUGUCCGGGGAGCUGUGAGAUAAGAAACCGCCGUCUCCUCCACGGGGUGGGUGACAAGUCGCCGCCGCAGUGUUCUGCCGAUGGCACCUUCCUGCCCGUCCAGUGCAAGUUCGUCAACACCACAGACAUGAUGUUUUUCGACCUGGUCCACAGCUACAACAGGUUCCCAGAUGCUUUUGUGACCUUUAGCUCCUUCCGGAGCCGGUUUCCAGAGGUGUCUGGGUAUUGUCACUGCGCUGACAGCCAAGGGCGAGAACUGGCCGGGACAGGCCUGGAGCUGCUACUCGAUGAAAUUUACGACACCGUUUUUGCCGGCCUGGACCUCGCUUCCUCCUUCACUGAGACCACCCUGUACCGGAUCCUGCAGAGACGAUUCCUAGCAGUUCAACUCGUCACCUCUGGCAGAUUCCGAUGCCCUACGAAGUGCGAAGUGGAGCGGUUUGCAGCCACCAGCUUCGGUCACCCCUACGUUCCGAGUUGCGGCCGAGAUGGGGAGUACCAGGCGGGGCAGUGCCAGCAGGAGGGGCUGUGCUGGUGUGUGGACGCCCAAGGACAGGAGAUCCCGGGGACGCGGCGGCCAUCGGAGCCACUGUCUUGCGCGGAGGGCCAGUCCUGCCCCUCGGAGAGGCGGCGGGCCUUGUCCAGGCUCCACCUUGGGCCCUCGGGCUACUCCGGCCAGCGCGGCUCGUUCUUGGCUGCCGAGCGAGGACCGGUGUCUCAGACAGUCCCCAGCUUUGCUGCAUCCUGCCCGCUCCCGCUCAAGGAGCUCUUUGUGGAGUCCGGGAUCCUGCAGCCAGUGGUUCAAGGGCAGAAGAAAGAGGUCACCGCCGCCACAGAAAGUCUCCUGAAGGAGGGUCUCAGGGGGAUUUUCCCCUCCCGAGAGCUGGCUCGUCUUGCCCUUCAGUUUACCGCCAACCCCAAGCGACUCCAGCAAAACCUCUUCGGAGGGAGAUUUUUGGCGAACGUCGGCCAAUUUAACUUGUCUGGAGCCCUGGGCACAAGAGGCACUUUUAAUUUCAGUCACUUUUUCCAGCAACUUGGUCUCCCAGGCUUCCAGAAGAGACAGGCACUAGCAGAUCCAGCCAAGUCCCUCUCGGUGGGACUGGAUUCAAAUCCUGCCACAGAAGCCCCCGAAGCCUUGAAGAUGGGCGUUGCUAUGAAUAAGACAGUUGUGGGCAGCUUUGGCUUUGAAGUCAACCUACAAGAGAACCGAAAUGCCCUGACAUUCCUUUCUUCCCUCCUGGAGCUUCCAGAAUUCCUCCUUUUCCUGCAGCAUGCUAUUUCUGUGCCAGAGGACAUAGCAAGGGAUUUAGGUGACGUGAUGGAAAUGGCACUCAGCUCCCAGGGCUGUGAGCAGACACCUGGCAGCCUGUUUGUCCCGUCGUGCACUGCAGAAGGGAGCUACGAGGAUGUCCAGUGCUUUGCUGGAGAGUGCUGGUGUGUGGAUGCCAGGGGCCGAGAACUUGCCGGCUCCAGGGCUAGAGGCGGACGACCGAGGUGCCCCACAGCGUGUGAGAAGCAAAGGGAGCGCAUGCAAAGCCUCUUGGGGAGGCAGCCCGCUGGGUCCAGUGUGUUUGUCCCUUCUUGUACCCGCGAGGGCCACUUCCUCCCCGUCCAGUGCUUCAGCUCAGACUGCUACUGUGUGGAUGCUGACGGUCAGCCUAUUCCCGGAACUCGAACUGCUCCUGGAGAACCCAAGCAAUGCCCCACACCCUGUCAGCUGCAGGCUGAGCAAGCCUUCCUUGGGACAGUGAGGGGCCUGAUCUCGAACCCCAGCGAGCCCCCUGUGCUCUCCAGCAUCUACAUUCCUCAGUGCAGCGCCAGUGGGCAGUGGAGACGCGUGCAAUGCGACGGGCCCCCUGAGCAGGCCUUUGAGUGGUAUGAACGAUGGGGGGCUCAGAGCAGGAGUGGCCAGGAGCUGACGCCUGCAGAGCUGCUAAUGAAGAUCAUGAGCUAUAGAGAAGCGGCUUCCGGAAGCUUCCGUCUCUUUAUUCAAAACCUGUAUGAGGCUGGGCAACAAGGCAUCUUCCCAGGGCUGGCGAGAUACUCUUCUCUCCAAGAUGUCCCACUGGCCGUGUUGGAAGGGAACCUGACCCAGGCCACAGGGAACAUCCUUCUGGAGCCCUACCUCUUCUGGCAGAUCCUAAAUGGCCAGCUCCCCAGAUACCCAGGACCGUACUCGGACUUUAGCGCGCCUUUGGCGCAUCUCGACCUUCGGAGCUGCUGGUGUGUGGAUGAGGCUGGCCGCAAACUGGAGGGCACCCAGACUGAGCCCAGCAAGGUCCCAGCGUGUCCUGGCUCUUGUGAAGAAGUGAAGCUUCGCGUCCUGCAGUUCAUUAAGGAAGCAGAAGAGAUUGUCAUGGUUUCCAACAGUUCUCAGUUUCCUCUGGGAGAGAGUUUCCUAGCGGCCAAAGGAAUCCGGCUGACCGAUGAGGAGCUGGCCCUUCCCCCACUCUCCCCAUCCCGGGAGACUUUCUUGGAGAAGUUUCUGAGCGGGAGCGAUUAUGCCAUUCGACUGGCAGCACAGUCCACCUUUAGCUUCUACCAGAGACGCCGUGUUGCCCUGAGUGAUGCCCCCCGCACAUCGGGCCCUCUGCAGCCCUACCCCUACGUGCCCCAGUGUGAUGCACUGGGAAGCUGGGAGCCCGUGCAGUGCCACGCCGCGACUGGGCACUGCUGGUGCGUGGAUGGGGAGGGAGCAUACUUGCCUGCCUCGCUGGCUGCCCGCUCCCCACAGGUCCUGCAAUGCCCCACCCCCUGUGAGACAUCCCGCGUGCGUGGGCUGCUUUCUGCUUGGAAACAGGCUGGUUCCCAAGUCAGACCAUCUCCAAAAGACCUGUUCAUUCCAGCCUGCACAGAGACAGGAGAGUUUGCCAGGCUGCAGGCAUCGGAGGCCAGCACCUGGUGUGUGGACCCGGCCUCAGGAGAGGCCAUGCCGCCUGGCACAAACAGCAGUGCCCCAUGCCCAGGCCUCUGUGAAGUGCUCCAGAGAGGAGUCCCCUCCAGGAGAGCCAGUCCAGGCACCACCCCGGCCUGCAGGGCGGAGGACGGAGGCUUCGCCCCAGUGCAGUGCGACCCGGCCCAGGGCAGCUGCUGGUGUGUCCUGGGCAGCGGCGAGGAGGUGCCCGGGACCCGCGUGGCUGGGAGCCAGCCCGCCUGUGAGAGCCCGCGAUGCCCACUGCCCUUCAACACGUCGGAGGUGGCUGGCGGGGCCGUCCUGUGUGCAGCAGCCUCGGGCCCUGGAGGCGCCGCCGUGCAGCAGUGCCGGCUGCUGUGCCGCCAGGGCUACCAGAGCGCCUUCCCGUCGGAUCUGCUGCUGUGCAGCCUGCAGAGGGGACGCUGGGAGUCACAGCCGCCCCACCCUCGUGCCUGCCAACGGCCCCAGCUGUGGCAGACCAUCCAGACCCGGGGGCAGUUCCAGCUCCAGCUUCCGCCAGGCAAGGUGUGCAGUGCCGACUACGCGGGCCUGCUGCCGACUUUCCAGGUCGUCAUAUUAGAUGAGCUCACGGCCCGCGGCUUCUGUCGGAUCCAGGUGACAACCGCCAGGACCCCCGUUUCCAUCCCCGUCUGCGAUGACUCCACGGUGCGGGUUGGGUGUCUGAGCCUGGAUCGGUUAGGAGUGAACGUCACCUGGACGCUGCGGCUGGAGGACGCCCCCCCCGCCUCUCUCCCAGAUCUGCGUGACAUUGAGGAGGCCUUAGCAGGCAAGGAUCUCGUGGGGCGCUUUGCAGAUCUGAUCCAAAGUGGAACAUUCCAGCUUCACCUGGAUUCCAGAACGUUCCCAGCAGACCCCUCCAUCCACUUCCUCCAAGGGAACAGCCUCGGCACCUCUCCCAGGACACGGUUUGGGUGCGUGGAAGGAUCCCGCCAGGUCCCGGCCACCAGCAACACCAGCCAGGACCCGCUGGGGUGUGUGAGGUGUCCUGAAGGCAGCUAUUUUCAGGAGGAGCAGUGUAUUCCCUGUCCUGCUGGAUUCUACCAGGAGCAGACAGGUAGCUUGGCCUGUGCCCCUUGUCCUGCGGGCACAACAACCACUUCCGUUGGAGCUUUCAGCCAGACUCACUGUGUCACUGCCUGCCAGAGGGAUGAGGCGGGCCUGCAGUGUGACCAGGACGGCCAGUACCGAGCCAGCCAGAGGGACAGGGCCAGCGGGAAGGCCUUCUGCGUGGACAGUGAGGGGCGGAGGCUGCCGUGGUCGGAAACGCAGGCCCCCCUGGUGGACGCCCAGUGUCUGAUGAUGCGAAAAUUUGAGAAGCUUCCAGAAUCGAAGGUGAUCUUCACUGCUGAUGUUGCUGUGCUCGGGUCCAUAGUUCCCGAUUCUGAGUCCUCGCUGAUGCAGUGCUUGGCAGACUGUGCCCGGGACGAGGCCUGCAGCUUCCUCACAGUGUCCCUGGAGGGCUCGGAGGGCUCCUGUGAUUUCUAUGCUUGGACAAGUGACAACAUUGCCUGCACGUCCUCCGGUCAGGAGGAAGACGCAUUGGGGACCUCGAAAGCCACCAGCUUGGGAAGUCUCACGUGCCAGGUCAAAGUGAGACCCGGGGAUGGAGUCGCUCCAGCUGUGUACCUGAAAAAGGGCCAAGAAUUUGCCACAAUUGGUCAGAAACGCUUCGAACAAACUGGUUUCCAAAACGCGCUCUCUGGACUGUACAGCCCCGUCGUGUUCUCGGCCUCGGGAGCCAGUCUGACUGAGGCCCACCUCUUCUGUCUCCUUGCCUGUGACCGAGAUUCCUGUUGCGAUGGCUUCAUCCUCACACAAGUCCAAGGAGGUCCCAUCAUCUGUGGGUUGCUGAGCUCCCCUGACGUCCUGCUUUGCCAUGUCAGAGACUGGAGGGACCCUUCUGAAGCCCAGGCUGAUGCCACGUGUCCUGGGGUGACUUACGACCAGGACAGCCGCCAGGGGACGCUGCGUCUGGGAGGCCAGGAGUUCAAGAGUCUGACACCACGGGAAGGAGCUCGGGACACCUUUACCAGUUUCCAGCAGGUUUAUCUCUGGAAAGAUUCUGACAUGGGGUCUCGGUCUGAGUCUAUGGGGUGCAGAAGAGACAUGCAACCAAGGCCAGAAUCUCCAGAGGAAACAGAUUUGACAGCAGAACUUUUCUCUCCUGUGGACUUGAACCAGGUCAUUGUCAGUGAGAACAGAUCCCUCCCCAGCCAGCAGCACCGGCUUUUCAAACACCUGUUUUCCCUUCAGCAGGCACAUCUAUGGUGCCUUUCUCGCUGUGUCCAGGAGCCCUCUUUCUGUCAGCUGGCAGAGAUAACAGACAGCUCACCCUUGUACUUGACCUGUACCCUCUACCCAGAGGCCCAGGUGUGUGACGACGUCAUGGAGGCCAGUCCCAGGGGCUGCAGACGGAUCCUGCCCCGCAGGCCGAAUGCCCUCUUCCAGAGGAGAGUUGUGCUGCAGGACAGAGUGAAGAACUUUUACACCCGGCUGCCGUUCCAGAAGCUCACCGGCCUUUCCAUUAGACACAAAGUGCCCAUGGCCGACAAGGCCAUUUCCAGUGGCUUCUUCGAGUGUGAACGGCUGUGUGACGUGGACCCGUGCUGCACCGGCUUUGGCUUUCUGAACGUUUCCCAGCUGAAAGGAGGAGAGGUGACGUGCCUAACUCUGAACAGCCUGGGACUUCAGACGUGCAGCGAGGAAAACGGAGGAAGCUGGCGCCUGCUGGCCUGUGGCUCUCCUGACACUGAGGUCCGCACCUACCCCUUCGGCUGGUACCAGAAGCCUGCUGUUCAGAAUGAUGCUCCCAGUUUUUGCCCUUCAGCGGCCCUGCCUCCCGUCCCAGAGAAAGUUGCUCUGGACUCGUGGCAGCCGCUGCCCCCCUCUUCAGUGGUUGUUGAUCCGUCCAUCAGAAACUUUGACGUUGCCCACAUCAGCACUGCAGCCGUCGGAGACUUCUCUGCUGCCCGAGAGCGCUGUUUGUUGGAAUGUUCCCGUCACCAGGCCUGCCUCGUCACCACCCUGCAGACCCGACCUGGUGCUGUGAGGUGUAUGUUCUAUGCUGAUACUCAGAGCUGCACACACAGCCUGCAGGCCCAGAACUGCCAACUUCUGCUCCGUGAAGAGGCCACCCACAUCUACCGGAAGCCAGACAUCCCUCUGCCCGGCUUGGGUUCAUCCGCACCUACUGUGACCAUUGCCACCCACGGCCAGCUGCUGGGCACGUCCCAGGCCAUCCAGCUGGGCGCUUCGUGGAAGCAAGUGGACCAGUUCCUGGGAGUUCCGUAUGCCGCCCCUCCGCUGGCAGAGAGCCGCUUCCGGGCCCCGGAGCCCUUGAACUGGACAGGGACCUGGGAUGCCACCAAGCCACGGGCCAGCUGCUGGCAGCCAGGCAUCAGACCGGCCACAGCUCCUGGGGUCAGCGAAGACUGUCUCUAUCUCAGCGUGUUUGUCCCUCAGAGCCUGACCCCCAACUCAUCUGUGCUGGUGUUCUUCCACAACGGCGCUGAGGGACCGCUGGCCAUGGCCGUGGACGGCUCCUUCCUGGCUGCUGUUGGCAACCUCAUCGUGGUCACCGCCAGCUACCGAACGGGCGUCUUUGGCUUCCUGAGUUCCGGAUCCAGCGAGGUGAGUGGCAACUGGGGGCUGCUGGACCAGGUGGCGGCUCUGACCUGGGUGCAGACCCACAUCGGAGUGUUUGGCGGGGACCCUCGGCGCGUGGCCCUGGCAGCAGACCGUGGCGGAGCCGACGUGGCUGGUAUCCACCUUCUAACCAGCAGGGCCACCAACUCCAGACUCUUCCGGAGAGCGGUGCUGAUGGGCGGCUCCGUGCUCUCCCCCGCCGCCGUCAUCAGGCCGGACAGGGCUCAGCAGCAGGCAGCAGCUUUGGCCAAGGAGGUUGGCUGCCCCACCUCGUCCAUCCCAGAAAUGGUAUCCUGCCUCCGCCGGGAGCCUGCCAGCCUCCUCAAUGACGCCCAGAGCAAGCUCCUGGCUGUGAGUGGCCCUUUUCACUACUGGGGUCCUGUGGUCGACGGCCAGCUCCUGCGAGAGGCGCCAGCCAGGGCACUGCAGCGGCCUCCACGGGCAAAGCUGGACCUGCUCAUCGGGAGCUCUCAGGACGACGGGCUCAUCGACAGAGCCAAGGCCGUGAAGCGAUUUGAGGAAAGUCAAGGCCGGACCAGUAGCAAAACAGCCUUUUACCAGGCUCUGCAGAAUUCUCUGGGCGGUGAAGCGGGGGACCCGGGAGUGCAGGCUGCGGCCACAUGGUACUACUCCCUGGAGCACGAUACCGACGACUACGCCUCCUUCUCCCGGGCCCUGGAGGCGGCCACCCGGGACUACUUUAUCAUCUGCCCUGUCAUCGACAUGGCCAGCCACUGGGCGAGGACGGCCCGGGGAAACGUCUUCAUGUACCACGCUCCCGAAAGCUACAGCCACGGCAGCCUGGAACUGCUGGCCGAUGUCCGCUAUGCCUUCGGGCUCCCCUUCUACCCCGCCUACGAGGGGCAGUUUACCCAGGAGGAGAAAAGCCUCUCCCUGAAAAUCAUGCAGUACUUUUCCAACUUCGUCCGAUCUGGAAAUCCCAACUACCCUCAUGAGUUCUCCAGGAAAGCACCUGAAUUUGCAGCCCCCUGGCCCGAUUUUGUCCCGGGAGACGGGGCAGAGAGCUACAAGGAGCUCAGUGUCCUGCUCCCCAAUCGACAGGGCCUGAAAAAGGCCGACUGCUCCUUCUGGUCCAAGUACAUCUUGUCUCUGAAGGCCUCGGCAGAUGAAGCUGAGGACGGGCCCUUAGCAGAGAGUGAAGAAGAGGACCGGCCUGGGCUGACAGAAGACCUCCUGGGGCUCCCGGAGUUAGCUUCCAAGAGCUACAGCAAGUGACAGCCCCUGGGGAGCCCCCCCCCCUGCCAGCUGCCACCCUGGGCAGCUUAUUCUCCUACACAGCCACUCACUUUCAAUAAAGGCUCUACCUGCAGAGAAGCA
This is a messenger RNA of Sus scrofa (pig), 8434 nucleotides long. It is a transcript of the gene TG, whose product is annotated as thyroglobulin. Lineage: Eukaryota; Metazoa; Chordata; Mammalia; Artiodactyla; Suidae. Gene Ontology annotation, biological process: thyroid hormone generation. The record is from RefSeq and is a predicted model, not a curated record.